Haliotis rubra (blacklip abalone) is the source of this 1792-nucleotide messenger RNA. Its product is annotated as histidine N-acetyltransferase-like. The record is from RefSeq and is a predicted model, not a curated record. Gene Ontology annotation, molecular function: acyltransferase activity, transferring groups other than amino-acyl groups. NCBI's taxonomy places the organism in Eukaryota, Metazoa, Mollusca, Gastropoda, Lepetellida, Haliotidae. The transcript has 4 exons. Bases 211 to 1137 code for a protein of 308 amino acids.
UCUAUUUCAGUAUCUUUCGGUGACUAUUGCGCAUGUGGCGAUCCUAUUUAUUACGAUGCAACAUUUAUGAACAUGAAAUGCGACACAAACAUUACUCUAUGUGUUUGAUUCAAAGCUUCAACACUCAGGUGUCUUCAGAGAGGAUCUGAAUGUGUCCAACGGAUAGAGAGUGCACACACACAAAUCAGGAUUGAAAGAUAAAGGAAAGUCAUGUCGGACUAUCACAUAAGGCUUGCCACGGUUGGUGACUUCGACGGCGUAAUGGACAUCGGGGACGUGUACAUGGGCGCUGACUACUUGCGCCAUCGUUACCACAGCUUCAUGGACGACCGUAACGUCAGGUCGUACGUCUACAUCAUCGGAAAGCAGAUAGUAGGCUUCUGCAGCGUUCACCUUAUCGACGAUGGACUGACCUUUCUUGUACGAGCCGGUAGGGUGAAGGAAGGAUUCCGGGGAAAAGGGGUUUACAGUCGCCUACUCAAACACGUUCACGCAGAACACAAAGACGUAGACAGCAUCAAAUACGACGUGAUAACCACAAGAAAUUACAACUUUGAAGCGUGGAAGAAAAGCCUUGAAAACACCUACAUGUAUACUGUAUCGUCCAGAAAGACCAUUCUAAGUUACCAGUUGGAAACUGAAGACAUUGAACGUCCAGGACCAACAAAAACGUCUUAUCUGGAAGAAGUUACCUCAUCAACUAUGACGUCAUUGCUUGAGGAUGAGAAAAUCCGAGACACACUGUUUCCUGAAGGCAAAAUGAUAAUUAAUUGGGUUCCUCUCCGUCUCUUCACAUCAAAUAUGAAAUACAUAAUGACACCGGACACGUUCGCUCUCCAGUCGAUAUCCGAUAACUUUAAUGUGUCACUUCUUACAGUUGGAACAUCGACAGAAUGUAAGCUGGGACUGUUAUAUAACAUAGACGUUUUCGCAAAUGAUGUUACAGGCCUAUGUCAUCACAUUAUACGUCACUUUGAACAUUUGAAGGCGUUGACACAAAAACAGAUUGUACUUCAAAUUGUCACUUCUUCAGAUUUCUGUAAAACGGCGGAUGACAUAAUGAAAAAUCUACGAAUUUCAUCGUUCCAUAAGAAUCUAAGGACUGAAAUUAUCAGUCUUGAAAAGGGUUUCAAAUGAAAAUUCGGGUUCGGUCAUAUGCUUCAAAUUUAGUAUUUAUCCUAGACAAACGGGACGUGCAGUUUCUAACUGAAAUCAGCAGGAUCUGCCUCAUGAGUUUCAGGUUAAAAAACAAUGUGUUGUACGUCAAAUCACUCUUGCAUACAAUACCAUCUUAAACGUUCUUCAGUUUGGUAAAGAUAUUGAUCAGUUAGAAAACAAUAUCUUAUUCACGAUAUUUCUACUUUUGACCUUGAUUUUACUUUUAACUUUUGAUCAAGAUAGCAAAUGUUAUGUAGGUGCAGUAUGUGUUUUUGUCUAUCUGUGCACAUGUAUGUGUAACCCUUUUCAUCGUCAUUCGUUUAUCUUUACUUAGAGGGGGGUGGGGUAGCCUAGUGGGUAAAGCGUUGGCUCGUCACGCCGAAGACUCGGGUUCGAAUCCCCACAUGGGCACAAUGUGUGAAGCCCAUUUCUGGUGUCCCCCGCCGUGAUGUUGCUGGAAUAUUGCUAAAAGCGGCGUAAAAACAAACUCAGUCAGUCAGUCCUAAUGUUAGAAACCGUACAAGUAAGUAAUUUUCUACUGAAGAAGAAUGACAAUUGGUUUUGUUUGUUGUCGAAAUAUAACUGAAAUAAAUGCAACGUCAAAUCUUAACCCAAAUAAAAUGUGUUACUCAAG